Racocetra persica is the source of this 242-nucleotide messenger RNA. The record is from the annotation of a GenBank genome assembly. NCBI's taxonomy places the organism in Eukaryota, Fungi, Glomeromycota, Glomeromycetes, Diversisporales, Gigasporaceae.
GUAAUACGUCAAGAUCAUUACCCCUAUUAGAAGUUAAAAAAGAAAAUACCUUCGUCGACUUGCCUGAAGAUAUUUAUACUUCAAUAAAAAAUUUAAAUUUCUAUCACCAUACCAAUUCCAAUACUUGUGAAUUACAAUUUAAUGAUCAAGUUUAUGAACAAGAAUCUAUUACAAUUAAUUUAGAUGAAUACUUGAUAAAUGCUAUUGAUGAUUCAGAUAAACACUUAAUCGAUACUGUUGAU